AUGUACUUCAAUACCAACAUCUUGCUCUUGGGUUUCUUCGCCAUUACUGGGAUUCUGUUCUCUGGGAACAACAACAACAUGGUUGUUGGCGACGAUUGCCAAGGUGACAUGCAGGGAUUGGUAGCUCAAUGUGCUAUGUACGUUCAGAAGAGUUUGCCAAAGAUGAACCCAUCUCAACAAUGCUGUAGUGUUAUCCAGAAGGCGGACAUGCCAUACGUGUGCCAGCACGUAACCAAGGAUGUUGAGAAGAUAAUUGACAUGGAGAAAGUGAUCUUUGUAGCACAGUACUGUGGCAGGCCAGUGGCCCCUGGGACCACCUGUGGAAGUUACACUGUUCCAUCACCACCACCAAUAGCAUGA
Molecule: messenger RNA, 360 nt
Organism: Quercus robur (English oak)
Lineage: Eukaryota; Viridiplantae; Streptophyta; Magnoliopsida; Fagales; Fagaceae
Exons: 2
Coding region: 1-360 (119 amino acids)
Source: RefSeq, a predicted model, not a curated record